Molecule: messenger RNA, 1368 nt
Organism: Sesamum indicum (sesame)
Lineage: Eukaryota; Viridiplantae; Streptophyta; Magnoliopsida; Lamiales; Pedaliaceae
Source: RefSeq, a predicted model, not a curated record
GGGUUCACGCAUUAACACUUUCUUCCUAUAUUACAGCCUACUCCAGGCACAAAAGCAAACAUGGUUUCAACUUGCUUGGAUUACCUAACAUCUCAGCCUCUUUGGGUAAUCUUGGUUUCCUCCAUUGGCUUCCUCUCCUUUGUGAAAAAUUCCACUAUUCUUUUGAAAUGGAUUUUCCAUACACUCAUCAAACCCUCCAAAGAUCUGAAGAGCUACGGUUCGUGGGCACUGAUCACUGGUUCAACCGACGGGAUAGGCAGAGCGUUUGCCUUCAAACUUGCCGAAAAGGGCUUGAAUCUAGUACUGGUUAGCAGGAACCAAGACAAGCUCAAUAGGGUUUCUUCUGAAAUCCAAGAAACGUACCCUGAGGUAGAGAUCAGGAUUUUCGAGCUGGAUUUCGCAAGAGAUGAUGUCAUCUCUAGGGUUCGUGGGAUGAAGGAGGCGAUCAAGGGUCUUGAUGUCGGGAUUUUGAUAAACAACGUUGGAGUAACGUAUCCGAGAGCCAUGUAUUUUCAUGAGGUCGACGAGAAAAUAUGGAAGAAGUUAGUGAGGGUUAAUGUGGAAGGAACUAGUUAUGUAACAAGAGCAGUUGUACAGGGAAUGGUUGCAAGAGGAAGAGGUGCAAUUGUGAAUAUUGGUUCCGGGGCAUCCAUUGUCGUACCUUCUCAUCCUCUCUACGCUAUCUACGCAGCCACAAUCUAACCCCCCCCCCCCCUCUCCCGGUAUGUUGAUCAAUUAUCCAGAAGCUUAUACGUAGAGUACAAGAGCUACGGCAUAGACGUACAGUGCCAGGUACCAUUAUACGUAUGGACAAGAAUGGCAUCAGAAGUGGCUUUUGUGGAGAAACCGUCGUUGUUCGUACCAUCGGCGGAGAAGUACGUGGAUGCAGCAGUUAGGUUCGUGGGGCGUGGAGCGAGGUGCACCCCUUACUGGGCUCACUCCGUCCAGUGGUUCGUCGCCUCACUGUUGCCUGAAGCUCUUCUUGAUGCCUGGCGGCUCUCCAUUGGAAUCACAAGAAUGAAACUCGCACCCCGUUGAUUUUGUUGCGUUUGAAUCAACGAAUUUGGAGUCGAGGUAAGAGUUUGAGAGAACCAUAUAUAUGUUUACCUCGAUAUUUAAAAAAAUUUGAAUAAUAUGUCGAUUCAAACAUCGUUAUAACAAUGAAUAAUGAAUAAAUUAUAAUAAACUCACAUGUCUGGUGGGACUCGAACUCCUAACCCCGACCUCUGUUGACAUAUUUGACAAAUUUGAAUCCCACAAAUCAUCUAUGUCUUUUCAAAAAUUACAUAUGUAUCCACUAGAAACAUCGGCUUUAUUUACACAACCAUCCAUAUAUUUUGACAAAUUACCCUUACCCCCAGAAACUUG